Molecule: messenger RNA, 1210 nt
Organism: Triticum dicoccoides
Lineage: Eukaryota; Viridiplantae; Streptophyta; Magnoliopsida; Poales; Poaceae
Product: citrate-binding protein-like
Exons: 3
Coding region: 1-1143 (380 amino acids)
Source: RefSeq, a predicted model, not a curated record
AUGUCCUGCCACACAGUCAGCCGCCUCGAUGGCGCCGGCCACCACCAUCCGCCAGCCACGCCGUGCUCACCUCCCUGCCCCACCGUGCUCCAGCCUCUGCCAGCCGCGCCCGCCUCUGCUCAACCGUGCCACCGCCGCCAUGCACCGUCCAGGAGGGUAAGGGCCCACCUCGAGCAGGCCCCAACGCUCCCUGCGCCCCUCGAGAUGAGCUGCAGACGGCGGUUCCCGCACGCGCUCCAGGCGUCGCACCUUCGGCGAGGGAUGCCGCGCUGCUAUGUCGCCCCGUUCUGCCCCCAGCACCGCCACAUCCAGAUCCGGCGAGGGAGGCUGCGCCACCGCCCCGAUUUGGCCUCCGCGAAGAGAUGCCCAUCGACGGUUGCCGGAUCCGGCGAGGUAUGCCAAGCCGCCGCCCCGAUUGGCCUCCAGCACGAGGAGGCGCCCAGCGCUGGCUGCCGGAUCCGGCGAGGGAUGUCGUCGCUGCCCCGAUUUGGCCUCCUGCACGAGGAGGUGCCCAGCGCAGGCUGCGUUGACCGCCCCAACCUGUGGGACGCACGGGCACCCAGUACCGGCGACCCGGCCGAUGGGUUCACUGCGGUGAGGCUCAGCGAAAGCAACUUCGCGCUGCAGCGCCCGUUCGACGAGUCCAGCGGUGCACGCUACAGCUUCGACGGCACCGUGCGGAAGCUCUGGGUGCUCUCCUCUGACAAGCCACAUGCCCGCCAGAGUCAUACCAAACCAAGAACUGAGAUCAGGAUGGCAGGCUACGACUACAGCUCCGGCGUGUGGCAGUUCGAGGCCUACGGGUACGUCCCCUCCGGCACCACGGGAGUAUGUAUCAUGCAGGUGUUUGGCGCCGGCGAGGCCGCCAGCACGCUCAUGCUGCACGUCUACGAUGGCGCACUGCGGUACUACAACCGGCAGCUUGUCGAGGAUGCCAUCGAUGACAGAUGGUUCCGGCUGAACGUAGUCCACGACGUCGAUGCAUCGACACUCACCGUGUACAUCGACGGCGAGCAGAAGUUGCACGUCCAGGGCCGCGGCGGCCACUCGCACUACUUCAAGUUCGGCGUGUACGGGCAGCGCCAGGAGUCCAGCCGCAUGGAAUCCCGCUGGAAGGACGUCAAAAUCCUCAAGAAAGAUUAGAAUUAUUUGUGUGUUUAUGUAUGUUGAUGGAGUGACUAUGUUUGUACUGUUUAUGCAUGGAGUUCAG